AGUAAAUCAUUACAUUGACGUUUGUUCAUCUAACUUUAGUUUAAUUUAUAAAUUUUCUAUAUAAAUAAUUAGUCUUGAUAUAAGUUGUGAAAGCAAUUCUAUUCUAGUCUAAUUAAUAAAGUUUUUAAAGAAAUGUAAAUAAAUAAAAUAAAGUAUUUAAAUAAAUAUGUCUAGUAGGAAAGUAGCAUCGCGUAGGACUAAGGUGCUAGCAAAAUUAGUGACUAGAGAGAAAGGUCCUUGUGUAUUUUGCCGUGAUGAUGUAGAUGAUGAGAUAAUAUACGGCAAGUUGUAUGCUAUUGGCGAUAUAAAAUGUCAUUAUUUUUGUGUUUUGCUGUCUUGUUGCCUGGUGCAAAAAGGCAAAGAUGAGGAGGGACUGUUUGGAUUCCUGUAUCCUGAUAUACUGGCAGAAGUGGAGCGGAGUAAGAAACAUAGAUGCUCCUAUUGCGGCCGCGAUGGUGCCUCCCUGGGGUGCUCCGUCAGCCAGUGCCGUAAGCAAUUCCACCUACCGUGCGGGAGGCGAAGAAUGGCCGUGUCACUGUUUUAUGGGACUUACAAAUCAUAUUGCCAGAAUCAUGCGCCGAAACAAAUUAUCGCCCCCAAUAUAAUGGUCAAUGCCAGGAUCAGAAUGGCAAAGGCCAGGAAGAAGGAACAACAUGCGACAUUAGACCGUGAUGGAUGUAGUAGUGACUCCAAUAUAUGCGAAGAGACGGUGUGUGUGAUAUGUUAUGAAGAAGUGGCUGGGUAUCCAACGCCGGAGACGUUCUGGCCGCCGUGCUGUGCUCGAGAUGCCUGGUUCCACAGGACUUGUUUACAGCGCAUGGCUCUCAGCGCCGGCAUGCACUAUUUGAAAUGUCCGCUGUGCAACGACAAAGACAAUUUCUACGAGGCGGUCAUCAGUCAAGGAUAUUACGUGCCAGAUAGGGACGCAGCGUGGGAACUGGAGCAGAACGCGUUCGCGGAGAUAUACGAACGGGAGGCCGCCUGCGACGCCAUCUGGUGCCAGUGCCCGCGCGGCCGCCGCCACGACGGUGACGGACCCUGGGAUAUAAAGCUAUGCAUCCUAUGCGGUAGCAGUGGCAUCCAUCUGCAUUGUCUUACCAUGGACUCUGAAUCUAGCGGUGAGGACUCUUCUGGGAGUACAGGGGACUCCACUAAUAGCACUGACGACUCUCCUCCAGGCACUGUUUAUUCUAAUAGAAGCACUGGUGAAUCAAAUAGAGGCCCUGGUGGAUCCGCUAGUGCCUCUGGGAAUUUUACUGAGGGUUCUAUGGUCUGUGGUGUCCAUCCAGAGCACUACGUGUGCCGCGUGUGCCGGCCUGCCGCGCCUGAAGAUCUAGAAACGUUGGCCAACAGUAUUGAAGCAGUGAUACAGGCGGAGCGUGCGCCGGCGCAAGCCGCGCGGCCUCUGAUGCGCGCGCGGAUGUCGCUCAGGCGGACCAAGGCGCACGCAGCAAGCAGUUCUUCUACAUCGCAAGAUUGCAUUCAAAUUAAAACUGAGAAGGAUGAGAAAGACUGGAAUACAGUGUCAAGCCGUCAGCAAUUGAACCUGAAACCGCCCAGGCGGCCGCUAGUCGAGGCCACCGUCCUCAGGAACAUUGACAUCAAAUCACCCGGGAAGCUGCUCGAGCACAGCAUCAUAGAGGUGACGCAUCAGAGCGAGAUAGCAAUAGACGCGAAACUGCUGGAGAAAGUGAGACGGAACUUUAAGAAACCGAAGCCGUUGUGUGUGAAGAAAAGGAUUGUUACGGAUAUUAUAGAGAAUUUCUUGAACGCAUCAACGAAGGAAUCUCCGAAAAACAAGGAGCCAGUUAAAGAAUGGUGCUCACCGAAGAAGCUGACAGAGAUCAAAUGUGAAAAUGAGGAACAAGAAAAUAUCCCACCCUCGAAAUCUCAGUAUAACAGUCCGCUAAAAACAUCGAAAACUACACCAAAGAAGUUGUCUUCGCCUAUUUCCGUCGAUGAAGAGACACAAGAUUGUUGUAUUGUAACACCAAUUAAAACGGAGUGCAUAGAUGUCGACGAAUCCUCGAGUUCCACCUUCCAAUUGCCACCUGAAUUUAUAGCAGACCACAGCGACGACAGUUUACCAAUAAUAGACACGCCCAAAUUAAAAACUGUUGAUAUAAAAAAGGAUUCCAGCCUAGAAAUAUCUGAAAACAACGAAGUAGUCAACAUAAAUGUAGUUCAAAUGGAGCAAACCAGUCCGAACGUGGAUUUUAUUAAGCAAUUAAACAUAAAAAGUCCUAAUAAGUCCAAGAAGUGCGCGUUUAAAUUUAGUCCGCUAGAUAAAGAGACAUUAGAAUCGGAAAAUGUCGAUAUUGACGUGGAGAGCUUUAAGAAUCAAUAUUUGAAUGAAGUCGUUCGAGAUUUUAAAUGUAAAUUCAAACAUAAUCAUUCUGAGGGAGUGAAUACUGGCAAGAAAUUGAAAACGCCCAUAGACUUCGCCAUUGAAGCGAACAGGAAACGGAAAUUUACCGAUAUGAAAAAGAGCGGGAAAAGAAAAAAGGUGUCGAAAAAUAAAUAUGUUGAGUGUAACGUUAAAUGCGAGCCCGACACAGAGAUAGAGUUGUCGAAUAAUGACAGUAAUUUGAAAUUGUCACUGGCCUCAAAGAGACGCAAGAAAAAAAGGAAAAAGUCAACGAAUUUGUCUAUUAAAGAUAAAAAUAUAAAAGUCAAGAUUCGAUGGCGGGAAAGGCAACUUAAAUUGAAAAUAACCGAUUCGCAAAAAAGAAAAAAGGACUUGUCUUCUCCAAAGAGUUUGAAACAGUAUGUUUUAAAAUAUAACGAGGGAUCGUCUAAAGAUGUGUUAGAGAAGCCAGCACGUGAUGUAACGCCUAUCAAGAGGAAAUACGUAAAGCUAGAAAAGUCGCCGGACAAUCUGAAACAAACUUCUAUACAGAGUUUCUUCAAACUGGUCCCCAAGAAUGAAUGAAUAUAUGACCUGUACUUCAUUGGUACAGUCCAUACAUGAUCGCAGCACUAUUUAACCGACUUCAAGAAAGGAGGUUCUCAAUUUGAUUGCAAUUGUUUUUUUAUGCAACUUAGAAUGGCAAACAAGUUGACGACCCACCUGAUGGAAAGUGGCAACCGUCGCCUAUAGACAUGUGCAGUACCGUGGACAUAACAAAGUAUACUGUUUCGGCCAUGAUACCUCCCAUGCAUUGCCAUUCCUGAGGACUCGGGUGUUAUUCCUGUGUACUGUGUAAAUUCACUGCCAUAACCCACCCUCCAAACCGAAACACAGCCAUGCAAACACAACUGCUUCACGGUUGAAACACGAAUGGAACAGAGGUACCCAAGCAAUCGACUUUGUAUUCAUUAUACAUCAUCCUCAUGUCCUACAGCCUCAAUGGUCCCGUACUGUGCGGUUUCAGAGAUGUUUCCUCCCACGAACACGCAGGUUGUGGAAUGAGCUCACUGCCGAGGUUUUCCCAAGAGACUUCAGCAUGGAGUUCUUCAAAAGGGGGGUAAAUAGGUUUCUUCAGGGUCGGCAACGCACGCGUAAUACCUCUGAUAUUGCAGGCGUUCAUAGGCUACGGUAACCACUUACCAUCAGGUGGGCCGUAUGCUUGUUUGCCACCUCAGUAGUUUAAAAUAAAUAACUGGGUACAGAGGAAUAACACCUGAGUCCUCAGGAAUGGCAACGCAUGGGGGGUAUCAUCGGCGAAACAGUAUACUUUGAAAUAGGUUGGUUGUCUACAUGCUAACUGUACUUAUAAGCCAUGGAAAUAUUUUUCCUUUUUGGCGACUUGAUUAGACUAUAUUUAAAAUACACUAUCUGGACUUAACACGAUCGACGUGGAUUGUACCACGACGUGGUCACGAUGGCAAAAAAGAUGCAGGUAUGGUACUGUUUACCUGCAAAAAUGUUUAAUUGCAUUAAGUCGAGGUUAGUGUAUUUAAAAUAUGUGUAAACAACGCGAAAAUUUAAAUUUCUGUUUUCAUUAAAUUUUUUUGAAUUUGUCUACUUGUGUUAAAAGUUUAAGGAUAUAAUAGAAACCUUCAGGAAAAGGUCUAAAUAACGUUACGUGGUUUAGAAGAAGUAAACGGAGAAACGGACAGAAGUGGUCAGUGGCCAUAUUUAUAUACAUCACAAUAGUUUGAUAAUUUAAUUAUGUGCUAAAAUAAAUAACAUAAUACCUAAGUGUGUAACAUAUGAUAAUGGAAUGGAAACUCCUGCGCUAACGGUGUACGCUGACGGGGCACCUAUAAGGGCUGAUUAGGUGAGGAUGAAAAGGCAGGUCAAUUAGCCCACCGUGAUGAAUACACGUAAUUCAGCGCGAAGGUUUCCACGUGAAGACCAUUUGGAGGUUGACCUGAUGACGUAUAUUGGUAGCAAUAGAAUUGGUAGUCGGCAUUAUUAAUAAUCCUUUAAUUAAAUUUGAUAUGGGUUAUAUUGUUACCAAUAUCAGGUCGAUCUCCAUGCAUUUUCCCCUGUAAACUAUCUUGAUUAAUUCUUGUGAAAUCCGUUACAAUGGGUUAACUAACUUGCUUUUACCUUCAUCUAUCAUCUCUCACUGGUGCCAUACCAGCGUAUACCGAUUGCGCAGGUGGGGAUACCAUUAUCGCCCAUUAAAAUAAUAGUUAAUUUAAAAGGGUGCUCCAUAUUUUAAAAUAUAUAAACUGUUAUGUAUUUUUUACACCUAAACAGUACAGCAAUUAAAUUACACUAUGUAAUUAUAAAAAAAAAUGUAAAUAGAAUACAAUUUUAGAAUACUUUUAUUUUGUAAUAAUCAAGCACUUUUCAAUCGUAUAUUUUUUUUACUAUUGCAAUAUUCAUGUUCGAGAUUUUUAAAUCUCGCGGGCGAAGCAAUAUUUGCAUGUAAUAGUUGCCAGUAUGUCAUAGAAUAUUAAGUUUAGUAGUUUUUUAAAUAUAUUAUUUAGCACUUGUAGUUUAUUAUAUGAAAUUUAUCAUUUAGAGCAACGCCCUGAAUAAUUAGCAUUAUAUUAAAAAAAAAAGCCCUCUUAAACUUAGGCAAUGUUUAUACAUUUCGCACUGGUUGUUUAAAUUUUUAGUGUAAAUAAAUUGCAAGUGAAUAAAUGUUAAAUCCCAAAAUUCCGUUUUUCA
Galleria mellonella (greater wax moth) is the source of this 5068-nucleotide messenger RNA. RefSeq lists its product as uncharacterized. Gene Ontology annotation, cellular component: nucleus. Bases 167 to 2932 code for a protein of 921 amino acids. The transcript has 13 exons. The record is from RefSeq and is a predicted model, not a curated record. NCBI's taxonomy places the organism in Eukaryota, Metazoa, Arthropoda, Insecta, Lepidoptera, Pyralidae.